Exophiala aquamarina CBS 119918 is the source of this 1218-nucleotide messenger RNA. RefSeq names its product 18S rRNA biogenesis protein RCL1. Gene Ontology annotation, biological process: endonucleolytic cleavage of tricistronic rRNA transcript (SSU-rRNA, 5.8S rRNA, LSU-rRNA); ribosome biogenesis. Bases 1 to 1218 code for a protein of 405 amino acids. Lineage: Eukaryota; Fungi; Ascomycota; Eurotiomycetes; Chaetothyriales; Herpotrichiellaceae. Gene Ontology annotation, cellular component: nucleolus. The record is from RefSeq and is a predicted model, not a curated record. The transcript has a single exon. Gene Ontology annotation, molecular function: RNA endonuclease activity.
AUGUCGACAUCACAGACUCCCCUUCGCUUCCACUCCCACAAAUCCCUCACCUCCCGCCUGGUUCUCUCCACACUGUUGGGUCGUGCCAUUCGAAUUGACCAAAUCCGUCCUGAUUCUCCUAUCAAUCCUGGGCUUGCUCCCCAUGAGAUAUCCUUUCUUCGCUUGCUCGAGACUGUAACCAAUGGUUCUCAUAUCGAAAUAUCAUAUACCGGUACCGUAUUACUGUACAGGCCGGGUCUAGUCACUGGCUCCGCGAGUGGCAGCGGAGCAACAUCAGCUGGCGUGUUGCGCCACGAGAUACCGGCAAAUAAUACCAGGGGGCUGAGCUACUUUCUGCUGCCUAUCUGUUUAUUGGCUCCAUUCAGCAAAUCCAAGUUCAAUGUUCUAUUUACAGGACCCGGUGUAAUCACCAGUUCCACAGAAAGAUGGGGAGACAUGAGCGUGGACAGCGUGCGCACCGCCAUCCUCCCCCUCUACGCCAGGUUUGGAAUCGAGAGGGAUAUCGAACUAAGAAUACUCAAACGAUCAAAUCCAGGCCAAUGGGGUGUUGGCGGCGCUGGUGAGGUCCAGCUUACUUUUGGGCAUCAAGUGCGACUUCCGAAGACGCUACAUCAAUUGAACGCAGGGCGAGUCAAGAGUAUUCGGGGCGUUGCAUACUCUACGGGCGUCUCGGGCAGCAAUAAUGCAAGAAUGAUCGAGGCUGCUCGUGGCGUUCUGAACCGAUUUGCCAGCGAUAUCUACAUCUUUUCCGACGUAAGCAGUGCCAGCUUGGUUCCUGCUCCCGAGAAGAAUAACCCCAGUGCGAAGAAAAAAGUCGGCCUUGGGUUCGGCUUGUCCUUGGUUGCUGAAAGCUCCAGCGGAAGCUUGUAUUCAGCUGACUCAUCGAGUCCUCCCGAAGGCGGCCAGGCGCCAGAAGAAAUCGGGAAAGCAUGUGCACUAGAAUUGUUGGAAAGUGUGGAAAGAGGAGGUUGUGUCAGCCUUGAGGCAGUUUCCACGGUAAUUACCCUCAUGGCCAUGGGCUCCGAAGAUGUGGGCAGAGUGCAACUUGGUCGAGAUGUUCUGGCGAACGCGUCUACCGUCCAGCUCGCCAGGGAUCUAAAUGCAUUUGGGACGGCGGGAUGGGGAAUCAGAGAUUCUGAUGGUGAGAAGGCUCAAGGGCAGUUGACUGUCAGUGUCGUUGGAAGAGGUGUCGGUAACGUUGGUCGUAAAGUUGGCUGA